UUCGCCUCAGCGCAUUCCUUGACGUGGAGGCUGGCGUACCUCUCCGAGGAUUGCAUGACUUAAUAACUUUAACACACACAUUAAAAAAAAAAAAAAAUAAAUCCAACUUUGAGGUAGAUUUUUGAAGCCCACGCGCGGAUAAACUAACCAGUUUUUGGAGGUAACGUCGGGUGGUUCUUCUUGGACACAAGCGCGACUGCGCUCCCAACUUUACAUUCAAAGUGACGGUAUAAAAAUACCUGAAGAGGAAGAGAAGAGCAGGAGUGGAUUAGGAAGCAUCUUGCUAGGGCGGAACAUGGAGAAAGAAUUACUCCGCACAAUGAAGAUCUUCCAGAGUCCACUGAUGCCUUUUCUGCUCCUCCUGCUUUUUCCUGAUGGCACCUUUUCCAAAGAUUGCCCAAAAGACUGUUCCUGCAUGCCGAUAGAAUCCAUUUUAUGUUUCCAGAGACACUCCUCUAUCUUUCCCCAAGGAGUGGUCUCAUCCACGCAAAGCCUCUAUCUGUUUUCCAAUGGAAUUGAAGGCAUUAAAACCGAGGACUUUGAUGGUCUAGUGAACCUGGAAAUGCUGGACCUCAGUCAGAACAAAUUGACCCAUCUUCCUGAUAGGGUGUUUGAACCCUUGACAUCUUUAAAAAAUUUGGACUUGUCAUCCAACCAGAUCACUCACAUUUCAGAGAAAUGCUUCCACGGUGCAACACAGCUUGAACGCCUUUAUUUAUACAGUAACAGCAUAAAGACCAUCCAUCGUGAAGCCUUCAAUGGCUUAGACCAUCUGUUGGAACUCAAGCUGCAGGGUAACAUUUUGACCACCCUGCCUGCCCUCUCAAUGCCCCAGCUACUGUUGCUGGACCUUCGCUUUAAUGCCUUGUCAUCUUUAGGUCCUUCAGACCUUCAAACUCCAAACCUGGAGUCCCUCAGAUUGGGAGGUAUGGGGCUCACCAGUUUGAAUAAAGAGCUUCUACUGGGUUUGAAAAAUCUUCACGAGCUGGACGUUUCAGGAAAUCAACUAGAGUCUUUCCCCGCAGCACUAAAGGAGACCCCAGGACUGUAUCACCUUAAUUUGGCUGGGAACCCAAUGGAUCUUCCAAAGGUUGAGGAUCUGCAGAACCUUAGGGAGCUGUUGGAGUUGGACAUUAGUAGUCUCAGUCUUCAGGGCCUACCUGAAGAGUUUACCCAGCUCUUCCCCAACUUGAAAAAACUCACAGUAGCAGAAAAUCCCUUCAACUGUCUUUGUAACUUAGCAUGGUUCCCAAGAUGGCUCAGAACCCAAGGCAUCACCCUGGAGAGAACCAUAGAGACACGAUGCCAUUUCCCACCCAGCAAUGCUGGAAAAGUUUUAGAAAGACUGGAUCACAGAGAUUUUGGCUGUCCAACAACAACUACAAUCACCACCAGUACAGUCAAAACUACUACCACCACCCGGGCUGUUCCUCCCACCACUAUCCCAACUACUACUAAAACUAUUCAAGUCCCCAGAGUCAGUGACAACCCAGCUGACAAUAAUGAUGACUUUCCCCUACUUCCUGCUCCUGCAUCCACCAGUAGCAGCAGCACUGACCCAGAUGAGAAACAGCAUUUCUGUCCCGAUAAUACCUGUUUGAAUGGCGGUACUUGUCAUCUGGAUCAGCAUGGUCAUGUAGAGUGCACCUGUCCAUAUGGUACCACUGGGAUGUUUUGUGAAAUUCAAAGCAAAUUUCCUCCUUCACCACCUGAAGCUGAAUCAUCCAGAGCAACUAUCAUCACAGACACACCAGACCUCAGCUCCCAUCAAGCCACCCCAACUUCAAUUCUGAUAGACCUCCACCGGUACAUUGAAAUGCGGCCAUACAUUCGGGGUAUUCGUCUGACUUACAGCAAUCUGUCAGGGUCAGACCGCAGGCCAAAUCAACUCAACCUCCCAGCAUCCUUCCCAGAGUAUAGACUCAGAGGUCUAAACCCUAACUCCACCUAUGCUGUGUGUGUCAGUCCUUUAGGUGAUUACAGCGGCAUGGAAAGUAUCUGCAUUGAGGCUCAAACGACCCCUUUAAUCACUGCACAGACAAAUGCCCAAUCUGAAAGUCAAAAAAUUACCACUAUGCUGGUGCCUGCAACUGCUAUUAUACUACUGCUGAUACUAAUAGCAAUAGCAGUAGGUGUGGUGUGCUACUUACGCAAGAAGAGGUCCAAGGGCAACAUGGAGCUAGACUGCGAGCCCUCUCAGCUAGAGUUGGAUGGAGUUAAAGCUGGCUUAGACAAUGGGAUGAUGCCUCACAAACAGCCCCAACUUGUGAUCCCUGAACCUGCUGUCCAAAAUGGCAGUCUGGAAUAUGAGGUGUUGUUACUACAAGAUCAUUGUAUUUCCAAUAACAACAUGUCUUUGCAUAAGCCUUAUCACUUUUGACAGCUGGACUUGA
Molecule: messenger RNA, 2393 nt
Organism: Nematolebias whitei (Rio pearlfish)
Lineage: Eukaryota; Metazoa; Chordata; Actinopteri; Cyprinodontiformes; Rivulidae
Gene: vasnb
Product: vasorin b
Exons: 3
Coding region: 296-2380 (694 amino acids)
Molecular function (GO): protein binding
Source: RefSeq, a predicted model, not a curated record